AUGUACUAUCGCGUGUUCUACCUUUUGUUGGUCAGUGCGGUGACCUUGACUAGGGCACAGUUUCGGUGCCCGGAAUCAAAGGGCUUCUUCCCUGACCCAGAACAAUGCGAUCUGUACUACGUAUGCCUGGACGGCAAAGCUGAGGAGAAAUUGUGCAAGGACGGGCUCGUCUUCAGGGACGACAACCCGAAGAAGGAGCUCUGUGACCUACCAGCAAACGUGCCAUGCGGGGACAGAACUCUUCUUCAGGAACCACAGCCGUCGAAAGGAUGCCCACGAGCCAACGGAUACUUCAAACACGAGGAUCCGACCGCUUGCGAUCGUUUCGUCAAUUGCAUCGACGGCGUGGCUCAAGUGAUGCCCUGUCCACCUAGCCUAAUCUACGAGGACAAAAUGUCCAGCUGCGUAUGGCCAGCGGAUGCCAGCAGACUGUGCGAACACGUCAAGAGGGACGUUCUCGACGACGGAUUCGUUUGCCCCGACGGCGACGUACCUGGACCGCUUGGCAGGAUUCUGCCUCAUCCCACGUACCCCCAUCAGGACGACUGCGCCAAAUUCUACAUUUGCAAGAAUGGCGUGGUGCCGCAGAAAGGACAGUGCGAGCCUGGCACCGUCUACAGCGAGGACAGCUUCAAGUGUAUGGAGCCAGAGAAUGUUCCUGGAUGCGAGGACUACUACAAGAACAAGAACUGAAUAAAGACAAGGUGCCAGUUACUCAGCGAUACGUCUGUAACGCUUAAUUAUUUUUUUUUUUUACACUUAGGAACAAUAA
Colletes gigas is the source of this 772-nucleotide messenger RNA. Its product is annotated as protein obstructor-E-like. Gene Ontology annotation, molecular function: chitin binding. Bases 1 to 693 code for a protein of 230 amino acids. Gene Ontology annotation, cellular component: extracellular region. NCBI's taxonomy places the organism in Eukaryota, Metazoa, Arthropoda, Insecta, Hymenoptera, Colletidae. The record is from RefSeq and is a predicted model, not a curated record. The transcript has 3 exons.